AUGCCUUUGGACACAAUAUAUCUGACCCGUCAUGGGCACCGCCUCAACUGGACCAUUGACUUCCGGACGGGCACAUACAGGUCCCAAUUCCCUACACCGACAGGAAACCCCGCAGACCCGGCGCUGACCUCGCACGGCGUGCAGCAGUCACACGAGCUGGCGGAACACAUUGUCGGCCCGCAAUUCCACCCGAAGCCAUUCCGUGUAUACUCGAGUCCCUUCUACCGCUGCCUUCAAACAAUCCAACCAUCUGUUGAAGAACUGAAGAGAAUAUCAGCCGGGUCUGGAAAAGGCCAACAAGAUGGCCAGUCUGGGUCAAUUGAUCCGCAUGCGGAGUUUGAUGUUCGAAUUGAAAAUGGGCUAGGAGAAUGGUUCGGCGCAACAGACUUCUUCGACCACCCGGCCCACCCAACCUUCGAAAUAAUGUCCACCCACUUCCCAACCCUCCUCUCAGAAGCCAGCCAAGCCUACAAACCUCUACUCAUCCCCUCAAGACGCGGUGAGACAAUUAUGCAGCUCCACAACCGCGUAGCAGCAGCCCUAGAAGGCAUAAUCGCCGACAUCGACGAAGAAACCUCCGCCCUGGAAGCAGAGCUUCCACCAGACCAAAGAACGAGUAAGUCCGUCCUGAUCUGCGCGCAUGCUGCGCCGCUCAUUGCCAUGGGACGGGCUCUUACGGGCCAAAUGCCGGAUGAUAGUUCCGAAGAGGACUUUAAUGUUUUCACAGCUGGUUUGAGUACUUUCAAGAGGAGGGAAGCUUCUUCUACUGCUAGUGCUGUCCAGAGCGGCGACCAAGAAGCAAAUUCCAAUGAAAAGCCACUUGCUGAGGGUACGACGUUCAUUCGUGCAUCGGGAUCACCGCCGCAGUGGAAGAAUGGGCGUGGUGUUGGGGGUGGAUGGGAUUGUGUUGCGAAUGGAGAUUGUAGCUUUUUGAGUGGUGGUCCUGAGCGUGGAUGGCACUUUGAUGGCGAGGAAUCCUUUAAUACGGGUCCUAUGGCUCCGCCUUCCGAGCCACCUGCUAAUGUCGGUGUUACGAAGCUAUGA
This is a messenger RNA of Penicillium verrucosum, 1044 nucleotides long. RefSeq lists its product as uncharacterized. The transcript is spliced from 4 exons. The record is from RefSeq and is a predicted model, not a curated record. The coding region runs from base 1 to 1044 and encodes 347 amino acids. Lineage: Eukaryota; Fungi; Ascomycota; Eurotiomycetes; Eurotiales; Aspergillaceae.